CCCCCCACCCCCACCCUCAGGCCCCGCCGCGAUGAUGGAGGAUGACGGGCAGCCGCGGACACUAUAUGUGGGGAACCUCUCCAGAGAUGUGACAGAAGCCCUCAUUUUACAACUUUUCAGUCAGAUCGGACCUUGCAAAAGCUGUAAAAUGAUUGUUGAGACCGGCAAUGACCCGUAUUGUUUUGUGGAGUUUUACGAGCACCGACAUGCAGCGGCAGCAUUAGCAGCCAUGAACGGACGGAAAAUUAUGGGUAAGGAAGUCAAAGUCAACUGGGCCACAACUCCAAGCAGCCAGAAGAAAGACACAAGUAAUCAUUUCCAUGUAUUUGUUGGGGACUUGAGUCCAGAAAUCACAACAGAAGACAUCAAGGCGGCAUUUGCACCAUUUGGACGAAUAUCUGACGCCAGAGUGGUCAAAGACUUGGCAACUGGAAAAUCUAAAGGCUAUGGUUUUGUAUCCUUCUACAAUAAAUGGGAUGCCGAAAAUGCCAUUCAGCAGAUGGGAGGCCAAUGGCUCGGAGGGAGACAAAUCCGUACAAACUGGGCAACACGCAAGCCUCCCGCCCCAAAGAGUGCAUCAGAGCCAAAUACCAAACAGCUAUCCUAUGAGGAAGUGGUGAAUCAGUCUAGCCCCAGUAACUGUACAGUGUAUUGCGGUGGUAUAGCAGUAGGACUCACAGAACAACUUAUGCGUCAGACUUUCUCACCAUUCGGACAGAUUAUGGAGAUCAGAGUGUUUCCCGAGAAAGGUUAUUCCUUUGUACGUUUCUCCUCACACGAAAGUGCUGCACAUGCCAUAGUCUCAGUCAACGGAACCACCAUAGAGGGACAUGUGGUCAAAUGCUAUUGGGGCAAGGAGACACCUGAUGGGAUGGGCCAGUUUCAACAGCAAAGCCAGAUGGGUUACGCUCAGCCCUGGGGCCAGUUUGGCCAGUGGUACGGGAAUGCCCAGCAGUUCGGCCAGUACAUGCCCAAUGGUUGGCAAAUGCCUCCGUACGGAGUUUACGGGCAAGCUUGGAACCAACAAGGAUUCAGAAUGGAACAGCCUCAGUCCACAGCUGCCUGGAUGGGUGCAAACUAUGGAGUGCAGCCUCCUCAAGGUCAGAGUCCCAGUGUGUUAGCCAACCAAGCCGGCUUUGGAAUGACAGGUUACCAAACCCAGUGAGCGAAAAAAGACUCUUUCUCUCACUCUCACACUCUCUCUCUCUCUCCUGCCACCAGAGGACACAUCAACCCUUUGUUUACUUAAGAUGAUUUCUUUCUCUCGCGCCCCUCCCCACCCACCCACCCCCACACUCUGAAGACGGAUCAAUGAAAGGUAGAUGUCAACUUGCAAUUGUAUUUAUUUUAAAAAAGGAAAAAUAGUUCAUUUAAAAAAAAAAUCAUGAGAAAUCGUAUCCAAACUUCUCCUCUCUGUCAUGGGGGGAGGGAGAUCGGGUGUGGGGGUAGUUAAGGGGGUGGGGGUCGAAAUGCCAAUUUUUUCUGUGUCCGCUUUUUCUGAGAUGUUUAAAAAGGAAAUAAAAUUUACAAGAGUCUAUUUC
Callorhinchus milii (elephant shark) is the source of this 1541-nucleotide messenger RNA. It is a transcript of the gene tia1, whose product is annotated as TIA1 cytotoxic granule-associated RNA binding protein. The transcript has 12 exons. Gene Ontology annotation, cellular component: cytoplasmic stress granule; cytosol; nucleus. NCBI's taxonomy places the organism in Eukaryota, Metazoa, Chordata, Chondrichthyes, Chimaeriformes, Callorhinchidae. Gene Ontology annotation, molecular function: poly(A) binding; poly(U) RNA binding; mRNA 3'-UTR binding. The record is from RefSeq and is a predicted model, not a curated record. The coding region runs from base 32 to 1165 and encodes 377 amino acids.